UUAGUUUAUAUAUUUGUAUUUCUAAUUUUACUAUUUCUUAAUUAUUAUAAAAAAUUUACAUUAAUAUUUUAUUCACCAUGGUGACGAAUAUAGCGAGGUUAUAUUGAUCUCUAAAAGAUGUUUAUUUCUAGUUAUUAAGAUAGUGUAAAAUAGAGAAUCAAAUUUAAAUUUCAAAAAAUGUAUAUACGACAAAUUUCAUAUAAUAAAAAUAAAUUAAUUAUUUUUUAUUUCUAAUUUUUAUAUCUAUCUGUUAAUAUACUAUAAAUUUCAUCGUAAAAUUUAUAGGCAAUGACAGAACAUAAAGGUACAUCUUUUUACAAUUCUUGUGUGAAAGUUCCUAUAAAUCCUUGUAAUAGGCAACCGACUCCUUCUUAUGAACGUCUUGAAUCUAAAAAGAAUAAAGAAGAUAAUGGUCUUUAUAAUAAAUAUAGCAUGAAUUUUAUAAAAAAUGAUCAUUUUGUUACUGAAUGUAAGAUAUCAAAUUCUACAGAAGAUAUGGAUAUUUUUUUAGAAUUUCUAGAUAGUAUACCAGAUUAUGGUCAAGUUUAUCAUUUAUCAAAUGAGCAGUUUAAACAAAAAGUAGAUUAUUUAAAAAGGAACAAAAAUUAUUAUUAAAAAAUUUACAAAAUUCUCUGGUCGAUCAUGAAAAUAUAAAUGAAUCUAAAUUUUCAGUAUCUAAUCAAAAAUUAAGGUUCAAAAAUAAAAAUGAUAUUAAUGAUUUAACAUUGAAUGGUAAAAAGUGUUAUUUAGAAGAAUCUUCUAGUCCCAGUCCAUUACUUUUUCUUUCUAGUAAACUUAAUGAAAAUGAAAUCUCAGAAGAUCAGGAUUUCUUAACAAAUAGGUAUAUAUGAUUAGGUAGAAGUGAAUUUCUUUUAUCUAAUUAUGGCUGCAAUUGUGUUACCAUUUUUAAAUGUAGUAGAAGAGAUAAGGAAAAUGGAACUGAAUGUAAGGAGAAAAUAUAUUUGAAUAAUAAAAAUUGGAAUACGUACAAUAAGAUAAAUACCAAUGAUAAUAUUGAAAGUGAUAUAGACAAUGCAGAAACAAGGAGCUUACCAGCCAAUAUUGCAAAAGAAUGGCAUCCUACUGUACCUAAGCCAUUUAAUUUUACUUUAAGGGAGGAAGCAGAAAAGCAUAUGAAACAUAUUAAAAUGGAGGAACAAAAAUGUAAAAAUGUGAGAAAUAAUAAAAAGAAUUUAUGUAGAAAACGACGUGUAAGAUCAAUUCCACUUACGUCAAAAAUUCCACUUUAUGAUAAAUUAUUGGCUGAGAAAGAAGAACGAAGUCGUAUAAUUCGUGAAGAAAGUGCCUUAAAUUUAAUGUCUCAAGUACGUCCUUUUAAACUCGAAUGCGAUCGUCGAGCUUGGAGGUUUUUAGCAAGAUCCAGCCCAGAAAUUCGUAGUAAAAAUGUUAAUGUGAGUACAAAAUUUAAAGCUAAACCAGUACCAAAAAAUCUUUUUAGUACAGAAAUAUAUGAUCGUAUGCUUGAAGAUGAAUAUGGCAGACAAUUACAGAAACGAUUAAGAGCUGCGCAAUUAAUGAAAUCAUCAUCUUUACCUCCGUCGAUGGCGAGACGAGAACGAAUCAAAUCUGCGUGCACACGUUUACAAAGUACAUUUAAAGAUUUUAACAAAAAUAUUGAAAAUAAAAAUGUUUCGCAAAUGUCAAAUAAUAAUUCAAUGCCAUUAGAAAGAUGUAAAUCUAUGAUGCCACUUUUGCCUAUACGAGGAAAUAAUUUAGCAGCAAUUUUAAGAUGUCAAGUAUCACGAGAAAAAUUAGAACGUGAAAUAAGGGAAAAAAUGGAAGAGAGGCGGCGAGAACAAGCUGUAAAAAUUAGACAAUCUUUGAUUGGACGUAAUCCAGUAUGGCGCGCUUUGAGAUCCGCAGUGAGGCACGAACACGAAAGAGAUCUUAAUAUUCGAACUUUGCUUCGUCGUGAUGAAGCGCGUGAACAAGCGGAACGUCAUCGAUUACAAAUGGAAAUGAUGUUGGAUCGUGUAACACAAAUACCAACUCUUUUCGAACGUCAUUCUCAGAAUUAUCAAUCAUUGACUCAGACACAACAGAAUGUUAAUAAUUCAAAAAUAUCACAACAAAGAAAAAAGAAGAAAGAAUUGAGUACUAUGAAUUCAUAUAUAAAUUACGAAAAUAUUUCUAAAUCAGAUUCUGAAUCUCUAACUAAUUCUUCGGAUAGUCCCUUAUCAAAUCAAUCUUUAAAUUCAUCAAAUACAUCUAUAUCACAAAUUUCUGAAAAAUCGAUAAGUAAAUCUCAAACUUUACUUUCAAAAAAGAAAGCUAAUCGCAGCCAGUUAAAAGUUUCAAUAAAGGAGACUGCAGAGCUUAUCGAAGAUCAAAAUGAAAGCAAAAAAUUGUGCAAUAAUGAAUAUUUAAUUUCUAAUGAUGAUGAUAAAAAUACAUUGCAUAAUGAACACAAUACAGAGAUAAUUACUGAUGUUCAUUAAAUAAUUAUUUGAUUAAUAUUUACUUAAUCACAAUUCAUUGUAAAGAGAUAACGAAAAGAUAUCCAAAGAACUUUAAAUUA
Messenger RNA from Apis florea (little honeybee), 2539 nucleotides. RefSeq lists its product as uncharacterized. Gene Ontology annotation, cellular component: cilium. The record is from RefSeq and is a predicted model, not a curated record. NCBI's taxonomy places the organism in Eukaryota, Metazoa, Arthropoda, Insecta, Hymenoptera, Apidae. Gene Ontology annotation, biological process: cilium organization.